AACGUCACUUCCGUCGACGUCAGCGGAAACGAAAAACCGGUUGUUUGUUCUAUGGCUUGAAGGGAAGAGGGAAAGGGCAAGGCAAGGAGAAGCGGCGUUCGGCAGUAUUUAUAUCCCGCCCUUCAGCCCUAAAGGCUCUCAGAGCAGCUUAGCGUGAUGUCGAAAUCUCCCACCGUUCUGCUUUGAUUCUAGCGCUAUGAAGGAGGGAGAAAGCCGUCUCAGGAUCAGUGAGACCAAGAGCUGAAGACUGUUCGGAAGAGGCGCGGAGCUUUCCUUGGGGCAGGUCAUGCUGAGGAGCUGCAACCGGUUGAGAAAGGCGCUCAUUCGCGGGACGUUCCCGGGAUGGGAUCUGCAACUAGCAACGUCAGAUGGGGUCUUGCGGGGUUUCUGCAUCCCUCCUGUGUGCAGUGCUGCGAUCCGUCUCUGUCAUUCUGGGAAGCUAAAGGAUUAUUCCCUCCCUAAUUCGAGCUGGAGCCAGGAGAUGAUGGAUCAGUUCAACAAGCUCACAGAGAUGACGAAAGACAAGACGUGGGAAAGGUUGACUUCUUAUCGGCAUACUCUAGCACACUACCCGGAGAGUGUGAAGCAGACGUACAACUUGAGGGACAAAGGCACUCGUCUCUUCCUCAGGAACCUUGACACUGAAGGCAUGGGCUUUGAAUAUGUCAUGUUCCUGAACCGCUCAGAGAAAAAGAUGGCAGGUGUCUUCCAGUUUGGUCCUUAUCUCGAGGGACCCCCAGGAUUUGCACAUGGAGGUUCCAUCGCCACCGUUCUGGACACGGUCCUCGGAUCACUGGCUAUGUGUGUCACUUACAGGGUGAUGACCGCUAACCUCAACAUUAACUAUAAAAGCCCCACCCCACUGGGCUCUGUGGUCCUGGUGGAGAGCAAACUGGACCGAGUGGAGGGCAGGAAGGUGUUUGUCACUGGAGAGAUGCGGAGCGUCGACGGGCGGACUGUUCAUGCAGAUGCCACAGGUCUCUUCAUCCAACUGCAAUCAGUUCCCUCUAGCAACCAAGCAUGAUCCAAGUGACACUCUUGCGCCUCCCAUAAGGAAGCCAUGUCCUCUCCUCUGGCCAGUUGUCUUUGAGCGGAGCCGGUCAGAAUUCCUCAUCAUGCAUUCUCAUCCUGGUUCGAGCAAGAAGCAAAGCCUUUAACGUCACUCACACCAGCUUUUGGGGCAUUCCCUUACACACCCUUGAACCCCAGCUGUGCUGCUUUUUCUAACUAGUAUCCAGUCGGUAUUGGUCUGGUCCUAUUUCGUUACCCAUAGUGAUCUGUGCAAAUCUUGGUAGGUUCACCCUCAGUAUUACAUUUCCAGGAGGCAUUGUUUGGGAGACCUUUUCCAAACUAAGGUAGUCUUCCAUGAUCAUAAAAGAUUACUAAGUCUUCCCUUAAUAACCAACCCUUACUUCUUCAAUAAUUGUCACUGGAAGGAAACCUUCCUACAGGUUGAGUCCCCCUUAUUCAGAAUGCCAAAAUACUCCACAAUUGUCCAUACGAUUGACUGAGAGAGUGACAUCUUUGCUUUCCAAUGGUUCACAUUUGUUUCAAACAUAAAACUUAUUUAAAACAUUGUGUAUAACAUUACCUUCAGGUAAUGUUCAUACUUGGGUCUCAUCUCCGAGACAUCUGCUGAUGUAUAUGCAACUGUUCCAAAAUCCGGAGCAAAAUCAAGAAUCCAAAACAGUUCUAGUCCCAAGCAUUUUGGAUAAGUGAGACUCAAACUAUUACCUUGGUUCCUAGAAAUACAGACCUUUAAUAUAUAUGUUUUCUGGGCGUGGAAAUACAGAUCUUGGAAAUUCAGUACACGUUUCCACACACACACACACAUACAAUAGCUGGGUCUUCCAGAGCAGUGACUUGGACCAAAUAGUAUUAUUUAUAUGUUGUUCUUAAAUAUCCUUCUUAGGAAUCAACCCCUCGCUCAGUCCCUGGGACUGAUGGGAAGGUUUGGACGAUGGAUAAGUAGUAUAUGGAGGCAACUUCUCACCACCAAAGUAUUAUAUGGGCGUGAGUUGUGUGCCCAAGGUAACUGCUUGCAUUAUAGUUGUGCUAAGCAAAGCAGCCUCCAACCAGCUCAGGGCAGUUCAAGGAGAUAUAGUGUGUCCAAAAUAGCAAUUCUUCAAAUGCACGGCUCCACUGAAACACAAUGAGUAUUAUUUGGCACAUUCUGGUAACCUAUUAAAGCAGAAGGGCAGAGGACAAAUGUGCAGCAUCUCUGAUCCCUCAAGGGGCCACAAUGUGUGCAUUUGGGACUGACUUUCCACUUUCGGUCGCUUUCUCAUGUGGUUGUGGCCAAACAACUACAUAGCCAUCUGUUCAAUGGAGCAUUUUCUUUCAGCAUUUGAGGACGGUGGUACUUCCAGGGUAUUCUAGCCUUUGCAUGAAAAGCAAAUUAUUUUUAAUAUUUUGAUUAUUUGCAGGAGCCUAUUUGGGUUAGAGCAUGUUUUAGGCAAAGCAUGGCACCCAGAGCUAUUUCGGGGACUCGUGAUCCCUUGUCAAUUAUUUUAUUUUGCCCCAAAAGGCUUCCCAGUGCCUCUAGAGACCAUUCUAUACCAAGAGUGGCCUUCUUCAGAAACAGAAAGUGACCUUCAAUUCACUUAGUUUUGUUUUAAAAAAGGAUACCUCCUAGGCCUACAGUGUGACCACAAAACAUAUCAAAAAUGCCCCCUGCAACCCUCCAAUGCCCCCUGCAACCCUCCAGUGCCACCCAACAGUUGCCCCGGAUUGCACUAUCGGAAAAGAAAUUUCAACGUGAAUUGAGAUUCUCAAGAAAUUAAUAUUGUGUUUACUUGUUCGAGAAAUCUGCUCCUUCUGGCAGCAACCAGAAGCAAAGGAGAAAUAGGCAACUAAAGUAGGGGCGAGGCAAUUUUGGGCUGUCAUUUUAUUUAUUGUAAAGGAAGAGCCUUUGGAUAGAGGAAUAAGGAAAUACUCAAGGGUUUCCUUCCUCCGAAGCACUUACGUUUUACUGACAGGGUAUAUUAUCUGUAUACUGGUUUGAUUAUUGUAUGUAUAAUUAGAGAUUUCCUUUGGAGGUCUAUGUCAGAGAUUAUAUUUUUGGCCGUAA
Messenger RNA from Sceloporus undulatus (fence lizard), 3070 nucleotides. Its product is annotated as acyl-coenzyme A thioesterase THEM4-like. The coding region runs from base 287 to 1024 and encodes 245 amino acids. The transcript is spliced from 7 exons. The record is from RefSeq and is a predicted model, not a curated record. Lineage: Eukaryota; Metazoa; Chordata; Lepidosauria; Squamata; Phrynosomatidae.